UGUCGACCGGACAAAAUUCCUCGGGACGACCCGACGCGUUCGCGAACGGAGAGUGCACUCGGGAAGCCAAAACGAAUCACUUUCUCUCGCCGCACUGCAAUGAGAAAACUGUCGAGCGUGUCGGUAGGAAAUCGGGACGAGCUUCGGCAGUCGAGAUGUAUCUGAGGAUAAAACCAGCGCCGACGGUACUCGAAAAGAAUUACGCCGUACUCGACUCGAGAACUCUUUGGACGUUUCUGCCGUUCGAGGAUAAAUCCAUUCCAAGUUCGAGGUGCGCGAAAUCGAGCGAGGCCGAAGCCAGGCGGCAUGCCUUUACGAAGAUCUUCGGAUCAGAAACUUCGCAAGCGGAGAUGUUCGAAGGAUCCAUAAAACAUCGAGUCGCGGAGUUCCUCGGCGGUAAAAGUUCGACCAUCAUGACUUACGGCAUGAGAGAUUCCGGGAAGACUUACACGCUCUUCGGCACGUCCGCGUCGCCCGGUAUAAUAACGCGCAGUAUCGAGCUCGUCUUUUCGGCGAUAAAUUGCACCAUAGCGCCGUGGUGCAAACCAACGUUUCGGGGCACUGUGCACCGCCUGAACAAGGCCGCGCGGGCUUCGGAGACGCGGCGGAGAAUACGAGUGUUGAACAAACGAUCCGCGAUGUUGGCGGAGGCUAGACAAUUUCUGGAGAACUCGCGGCUGGAAAACGCGGAUCCUGAAGAGUGCUGUGGCGAGUCGACGUACACCGUGUGGCUGUCCUUCGCGGAGAUUUACAACGGAAAAGUUUACGAUCUGUUGGACGGCGCGAAAGUGUGCACCCCCUUGAUAUUGUACAAGAACGCCAGAGGGCGAGCUUGCCUUCGCGGUUUUCGAAAGGUCCACGCUAUAACUGCGUUGGAGGCCUGUCAGAUGCUCAUGACGUGCCAAUCGGACACCGUUAAGGCGAGACGGAAUCAUCGAUCGCAUACCAUUUUCACAAUAGAAUUACUAAAAUACCAGAAGGAUCAUGCGGCGGAAAAAGCGACACUUAGCACCUUGACCUUUUGCGAUCUGGCUGGCUCCACGCAGUUCGAAGAAUCAUGUAAGAGCGAAGCGAUCAGCAUCAACAACAGCCUGCUGGUGCUUGGUCAAUGCCUCAAGGCUGUCGGUAAAAAUCAUAAGGCGCCGUUUCGCCAAUCGAAGUUAACGCAAAUAUGUCAGCGAGCCCUCUCGGGUAAAGAAAAUUUGAAUAUCAUAGUGAACGUCGCUUUUCAGCCAAGUCUCUCCGACCAAACGCAGAGCAUUUUUAAGUUUUGUGAUAUAGUCAGGAAGCUACUAGCUAAUGAGGAAUGUAAACAAUCAUGCGAUUUUGGGAGAAUUAUUCAAGAUGCCGUAGUGUCACCGUCACGUACGUUCAAGGCAUCACCAACUAUUCCUCAAAGCUCGUCUGAAACUGCAGGAAGAACUGACUGUAUCGAUUCGGCAGCGCGCAAAAGUAUGCGAGAGCAAAACGAAAAGCUGAAGCAGGAAUUGGAUACUGUGAAAAGUGAUAUGCUACAUGGCGAAUACGCAAUUCAGCAGCAACUAGCCGACCAUUAUUCACAUGUAGUCAAAGAGUUAGGCACGACUUACAAAGAGAAUACCAAGAGAAUCGAAACCGAGAUACAUGGUUUAUUGAAACGGUCUGUAAAACAGGUUGAAAGCUUCUACAAGGAGCGUAUCGACAAUUUGAUGCGGCACAAGAAGGACAACCGAGAAGAUAGAAAUAAUUACGUUCAGGACAAUCAUGCGCUUCACGAAGAACUCAAAGCUGAGAACGCGCGGGUUACUUCUAAGGUUGCGGUCCUGAAAGAAGCAAUGAAGAAACUAAGAAAGGAGAACAAGACGAUUCUUUGCGAAAAGAACAAGUGCAGCUUCGAAUUGGCCUUGAUAACGGAAGAAUUGAAAAAGUUUCGACAGCUCACGCGAGCCGGGAUUCGUAAGUGGGGUGGCAGCGGUGAAAACAUCGGGGACGGCGCCGAUUCUCUUAUGAACAAUCUGGAACGGUUAAUGGAGGACAAAGUAAAAAGAACCGAGGAGAAACUUGAUGAGAUGAAUGAAUACAUCCGUGGAAUGAAAAGCGAGGACCCUGCAAUCGCUUCCGAAACGGCACGGGAAUCAUCGAAAUCGCAAGUUGUCUCGGACGAUGCUGCGAUUAAGGUAGAAGACUUGGAGGAGAAACUUUCGUGCAGUCAGAUUGCAGUAGAGGACAACGUUAAACAGACAGAUUGCGCAGCCUUGAACAAAUGGAACUAUCAAGAGACGUUACAUGUUGCCGAAUUGUCUCAAGAUCUGGAAACUAUCCGAGCUGUGAUUUACGCAUUAAAUUGUGAAGCGACUGGUGCGAACAAAUGUCAGUUGCCGCACAAAGAAGAAGCAUUGGAACAAUUUAUUGAACUAGAAAGUGAAUUUGCAAUCAAACGUGAUGAUUUAUUCAGGAUGAUAGGAAAUAAAAUGCAGGAAUACAAACAUGAAAUUUGUGAGCUACUCCGCAAGCUAGCAGUUAAGGAAGAAAAUGAAAGUCGAAUUUCUGAGCGCGCAAGAAGAUACAUGGCGAAUGCUAGUUCGUUUAAAAAAAUGUUAUCUUCGACACAAAAUCGGCUGGACGAAGCGUCUAGUAAAUGUGCAAAUGAACAUUUACCAAAGAUCACAAGUCUGGAAGAAGAAGUAAUUCAGAAAACUCUGCAAGUAAACGAGCUCGAGGGAAAGAUUUCUAAAAUACAAAACGAAUUAGCGAGAGACUACGAAUUGUUCCAGAAGAUACAUGAUUUUGAUAUUAUUGUAUACAGAUGUCAGAGAGAUAAGAACGAGCUACGCAGACAGUUGUAUGAAUGUUUCGAGACCCAAUUGACUCUCGAGGAUAAACUGAAGAAAUUGACAAUGAAGAUAGCAGAAAGAGAGAGCGAAGUUGUUUCGUUGAAGAGUGAAGUAUGCAAUAUAACAGAACUGAACGUGGCGAGCAACGAGAAAGCGAGAAAUCUGACAAAGCAAAUCACUGAAGCUGACGAAAAUAUCGAGUUGAUUAAAGAGGAUCUAUAUUGUUGUGAAGAUUUGCGUAAAAAUGUAGAAAACACCAUGGAAGAGAAAAUUCAUGAUUUUAGAUCUCGGUUAUCGGAUGAUAAAGAUAAUACAACAAUCCUAAACGAAAUUUGCAAGACAUAUAGCGACAGCCAGGACGAAAUAACUCGUUUAAAGAUGCAACUGAAUUCAAACAACGUGAAAAGAUCUUCGACCGAGAAUCAAAGACAGGCGGUAGAAAUCUUAAAGGACCACGAAGCUGAAAAUAGUUUCGCGAUCAGUUCUUGUUUCAUGCCUAAGCUUGCGGACAGCAGUGUAAAAUCAAACGUACCUUCCGUACAUGAAACUGAUAGUUCUGAAGCGGAGGAUAUUUUUAACAUGAUAGCGUCGGAUACCAAAGACAAGAGGAAAACACUAUGCUGGAUGAAAGUUAGAAAAAUCUCUGGUAAAACUACACUUUCGCAACUCUCCGCUAAAUAUACAGACAUUAAUAGCGAUUGA
Molecule: messenger RNA, 3515 nt
Organism: Vollenhovia emeryi
Lineage: Eukaryota; Metazoa; Arthropoda; Insecta; Hymenoptera; Formicidae
Product: kinesin-like protein KIF20A
Exons: 3
Coding region: 156-3515 (1119 amino acids)
Biological process (GO): microtubule-based movement
Molecular function (GO): ATP binding; plus-end-directed microtubule motor activity; microtubule binding
Source: RefSeq, a predicted model, not a curated record